Messenger RNA from Thecamonas trahens ATCC 50062, 1045 nucleotides. Its product is annotated as lipolytic enzyme. The coding region runs from base 216 to 974 and encodes 252 amino acids. The record is from RefSeq and is a predicted model, not a curated record. NCBI's taxonomy places the organism in Eukaryota, Apusomonadida, Apusomonadidae. The transcript has a single exon.
AGUUGUCUUGCCAAGGAACCUUCCACGUCAGCCGCGAGUCGAAGGAGACGAGGCCGUGUGACAUGUACAUACAUGGGAGCGGGCUACAACCAACUCACUUGUGUUCUACACAUUCCACCUACUCGCGCAAGGUGGUUGGAGUUGUUGGAAGGUGAAUACUUGUAGAGAACGGGCUCGUGGAAGGUCGCCCCCUCCCCCCUCCAGCCGCGGUCGCCAUGUCGCACUCGCGUGACAUCGCAUCAAUCACAUCUGCUCGUGACAUCACAUGUUCCGACAACGGCGACCCGGACAAGUCCAUCGAUGUCACCGCCGGACGGUCACAAGCGGCAUCAUUCCUAGCUCUCGGCGACUCAUACACUAUCGGCCAGAGCGUACUUGAGACUGAGCGAUGGCCGGUGGUGCUAGCGAAGCGGCUUCGAUCGUUCGGUAUCGAUCUCCGCCCUCUCCGCAUCGUGGCCAAGACGGGAUGGACAACCGAUGAGCUUUCGGCUGGCAUCGCCCAUGCGACGCAGCGCACACUGUGGGAGCCAUCGUGGGAUCUUGUGUCUCUGUUGAUCGGUGUGAACAACCAGUUCCGGGGACGAAGCGUGGACGACUACCGGGCCGAGUUUGUGGCUCUCCUCGAGACCGCCAUCCAGUUUGCCGGCGGCCUUCCCGACAACGUCAUCGUCAUCUCCAUUCCAGACUGGGGUGUCACGCCUGCAGCAAAGCGGAUGCGUGCCGAUGCCGCCGUCAUCGCCGCUGAAAUCGAUGCCUUCAACGCUGCUGCCGCCGACGAGACUGCUACCGCCGGCGCCCACUGGAUCGACGUCACCGCCAUCUCGCGCAAGGCUGCGUCCGACCUCUCGCUCCUUGCUCGCGACGGCCUCCAUCCCUCGGGCUCGAUGUACUCCGAGUGGGUCGACGUCAUCUUUGACACUGCCGCCGAGAUCACAAGCCGCAGCUCGGCAGUGGUGCGAGCAGACGCAGAAUGAUUGCCCAUCGCGACGCCUUCCGCCUUUCCGAGCGCAUGUGUGCGCAGGGCAUGUAAAGAUUGAUGUGGGUC